UUCCAUUCUUGAUACCUACAAGGUCCAGGGGGGUGAGGAACUUCGAAAUGCAGAAAGAGAGAAAAAGAAAGAAACAGAAACAGACCAUCUCACUGCCUUAAGCUUGUGUAUUGAUUGUUUUUUUUGGCUGGCAAAUACUGUUUUGAUCAAGUAACUGCAUGAAGAAAAAAAGAUCCACAGAAAAAAUAAAAAUGACAUUUUGAACAGAAGAGUUGUUUAAAAUAAUUUAACUUUCAUUAAUUACUAAAAGGAAUGCUAAUACAGUUUUAAAUUUCACUAUGAGCAAUCAAGAAAGUCAGAGUACUACUUUUGUGAAUUCCCUUGCUAAAAUCUAUGACCCAAACGCUAUACAGAACCAUGGACCCACCUGUACCACUGGAAGCACAUGCAAGAAGCUUGUAAGAACCAGAAAUAACUCUGUUGACAAUUUUAAUGUCAUGGAUAUCAAGAUCGACACUCUGGGUCGCAAAAUGGACAAGCUUAUCAACAUCCAGGAAAAAGUGCUCAACAGGUUAGACAGCAUGGCAAAAGAUAUUGAGGUAAUUGAAGAUGAAGUUGAAGUACUGAAAGCAAGCAAACAGGAUCUAAGCCAAAUUCAACAGGCCCAAGAAAAAGUGACCUCAAAUGAUAUUAAAGACGUUUUUUUGGAAAUUACAACUAUGUUGUCCUCCAUGGAUCAAAGAUCUGAACAACAGACAAAAAGGUUAGACGGAGUUGAAAAAAUUGUUCUUGGCAUCCAGCAACUUAUAAACUUUGUUGGGGAAACCAUUAAAACAUCCAGAAUUACUGAGCAUUUUUUCAAAGAAAAAUGCCCUCCAAAGCCCAGCAUGGUAAAUGUGUCAGCAGUAAAAGACAAUCGGCCUAAGCAGCCUGUGAAAAGGCACGCUUCUGAAAAAAGUGACACAAUAUGGAAAAAACGGAUGGAAAAGGCUCCAGCUCCCUGUGACCCCGAACUGGAUAAACUGCUCCUUCAGCUAAAGCUGCUCACUGGACUCAAAGAAUCCGACCCCACAGUGACCUCAGUGAUUCCAGGCCUUGUGAAGCCAUCCACAACCCCCCACGUAGGACUAAACUCCAGGGACCCAAGCAUUUCCUUGCUAACCCUUAAGGAUCACAAAGUAAAAGAUGGGAAAGAAAAGCAAAGAAUAAGUCUUAAAGUUCUGAAAUCUCAAAAAAAGAAAAAAACACUCGAUGUCACAGAAUCACCAGUUUAUAAGAAGCAGGCAGCAACUGAUGAAAAGGUAAAUCAGUUGAACCGACAAAAUGCUGAAAGAUUGGGAAAAAUAUUUUCUCCUCCAGAAGACAUCCAAGCACCAUCUAAAGAAUCCACAUCAACAGAUCUGGAGAAGAAGCCCAGUGAAGAGGUGCCCUUGGAAAAGAUCUCCAAGAGUGUGGUUCUUGAGGAGGCUGCAGAUGAAUCUUUCAAAAAAGAGGAAACAUGGAGUGGGUUAGACAGCACAAACGUUACCGAGAAUUCUACCUCAGUCCUUGAACAUGAAGCACACGAACCUGAAGCCAGGCUGACUGAAAAGCCCAGUGUGACAAAUCAUGAAAAGAGAAAGGAGAAGGAACUUGUGCCUGAAAUGUCAUCAGAUGAAGAACUGAUUGAAAUACAGGUUCAAGAGGAGGAGGAGGAAGAGGAAAGAGAGGUGGAAGAGGAAGGGAACGAGGAGGAGGAGGAGCAGAACACAAAUGAAGAUGUACAAGAAUGUGGGGAAGAGGAUGAAAUAUACACUGAAGAAGUGACAGAAAAUGAGGAAACUUCUUUAUAUGAAAAAGAGACUUCAGAGGUUAUACAUGAAAAUAACAAAGAAGAAGAGCAGGAGCUGUCUGCUGAUGUUCUGAACAAGAACUGUACUGUAUUAUUGCAGAAGUAUGAAGAUGACAAUGAAGAAAGCAUCUUUUUGCACUUAAAAGAGUGCACUGAUGAGGCACAGAUGGAAAAUAGAGAAGGUUCCGAGCUGAGCACUAGCAGCAAAAGGAGAGUCACAGAGGAGGAGCUGGUGAAAGCUGCACCAAAGAAGAGCCGUGUUGAGUCUCAGGUGGGAGAAUCUCAAAAGUCAGCACCAGCAACGACAACCAAUGAAGCACAUGACCAGUGCAAGGGAGACAGCGGGCAGGGACCACAGAUUCAGGAGGACACCGUCAAAGAAUAUGUAAUAGACACAAGCCAUUCACCUCUGGCUCCAUUUGAACACCGUAUUGUCUCAGCAAAGCCAGCACCAAUAGCUAGCUUCUAUGCAAUUGACAAACAGGAGAUAAUCGGAGGAGGACGCUUUGGUCAAGUUCACAAAUGCACUGAAAAGUCAUCUGGUCUGACAUUGGCUGCAAAAAUCAUUAAAGCCAGGGGCUCCAAAGAAAAGGAGGAAGUAAAGAAUGAAAUACAAGUUAUGAAUCAAUUAAACCAUGCUAAUCUCAUCCAGCUAUAUGCAGCAUUUGAAUCCAAGUAUGAGAUUGUACUUGUUAUGGAAUAUGUGGAAGGAGGAGAACUCUUUGAUAGAAUCAUUGAUGAAAACUGCAACUUAACUGAACUGGACACAAUAUUAUUCAUCAAACAGAUCUGUGAUGGAAUUCAAUAUAUGCAUCAGAUGUAUAUAUUGCAUUUAGAUUUAAAGCCUGAAAAUAUCCUCUGUGUAGACAGAGCUACCAACAAAAUUAAAAUUAUUGACUUUGGACUGGCAAGAAGAUAUAAACCAAGGGAAAAGCUUAAAGUUAAUUUUGGAACUCCAGAAUUUCUUGCCCCAGAAGUUAUCAACUAUGAUUUUGUUUCAUUUCCUACUGACAUGUGGAGCCUUGGAGUGAUUACAUAUAUGCUGCUCAGUGGCCUUUCUCCAUUCCUUGGGGAGAAUGACAAUGAAACUCUCAAUAACAUCCUUGCUUGCCGAUGGGACUUUGAAGAAGAAGAAUUUAAAAAUGUCUCAGAGGAAGCCAAAGAUUUCAUCAGAAAACUUCUAAUCAAAGACAAAAGCUGGAGGAUAAGUGCAACUGAGUCUCUGAAGCAUCCCUGGCUUUCAGAUCGCAGUCUUCACUACAUGCUUCAUCAGCAGGCCAAGUCCCACAUAACCCAUGUACCUUCUUCCCCUCAAUGAUAUUUCACAAGAGGCUAUUAAUAAGAAGAAAAGAAUACAGCAAGCCUCAUUCUACUGGACCAACAGUGCUACAGCUUAAUAAACACUGAAGAGGAGAUAUUUUUGUUCUGCAUUAGUAAUUAUAGUUUUAAUAAUAUUUAAAUGUAAUGUAUAGUUUAUUAAAUAAUUAUAGUUAAGCAUUUUUAAGGUGAUAUACGUAAAAUAGGAGUGUUUUGGUUCAUUUAAGGAUUUGCUUAUUUUUGUUUUCUUUUAUUUCUCAGGGCUUAAUUCGAUCAAAAAAUUAUUAUGGAUACUUAAAUGAUAAAUUUGUAAAGUCUACAAUGCUGCAAUUGAAAGAGUUGAUUUGGGAUUUUGUCUUUAAAUUGAAUUUGACAGAAAAUGUGAAUAAUAAUAAUAGCAGUAGUAGUAGUAGUAGUCGUAGUAGUAUUACAAUGCACCAUUAUCAUUAAACAACUCUUGCCAUUUUACUGGAACAUUUUAUAAUAUAAAAUCAAAGCGGAUUUCAGUUCUUAAUAUGUUAAUCUUUUAAAGUAUGAAUGCCAGUGACUACAUUACAUUGUUUUAGUGUAUAAAAAUGGAGUGCCGCCUGGUCCAGUGGUUUAUCUAAACUCUGGGGUUUCAUUUUGCAAAAGUUUUAAGCCUUGCGAAGCACUCGAUAGUCUCUGGUGCGCAGUCUGAGAAUGAGAAUCUUUCUCAUAUUCUUCUGUCAACUUUUGUGAGUCUUUGUUGAUAAACAUAUCUUGGAAUAAUCCCAUUUAAAUGUUUAAUCCACACAUUGUAAAUGUAUCAGGUGUCAGAUCCUGCAUGUGAUAUUAGCUGUACCUUUUUGACAAGACUACCUUCUCUGUAAUGAUAUUACAGUGCAAUUUAAUGUUGAUCUGCUGUAUUGCAAUGUUGUGUUGAAUUUUUAAGAUGUAAAUAAUGUAGCAUGUUUUUAAAUUAUUUAUAUAUAUUUUGUUGCUGGUUUUGAAACACAAAUAUUCAUUUAGAUGAGUUAAGUAAUACUUGGAUUGUGAAACAACUUUCAACAUCACACUCAGUGAACAGAUAGAAGACAGCUGCAUUUUCCUUUAGUAAUACGAGAUACUGUAAGAGCACUUUACUGUUUGCUUUUUGUGAGCUUCUCUGGAAACACAGGACUGCUGGAUUUCAAGCCAAGGGAACACAAGUAAACCACUUCUGCACACUGUCUCCAUGCAGAUUUACUGUACUGUAGCAAUGCUAGUAGCCCGGUAAAAGAAUAAUUGUACUCAGAAGGCAACAUAAGGACUAGGCUGUUUGGCUCAGAUUUAUUGAGGGAUCAUACGAGGAUGAAAGGUGGCCUUCUUUUAAACACAUUUGCAUUGGAAGGUUACAAUUUACAUGUUGCACCUGUUUUGUUUGAAACAUAUGUUGAUGAGAAACACAAAAGCACAGUUGUCUGGCCUUCAUGCGCACAAUAUAAAAAACGAAGCCACACUGCUGCCUGCUUUUGUGAUAGUGACAGAGAACGCCCUUGUGAGCGCAAAACUGUCUGACAGAAUUAGAUGAGGCCUUGUGUAUAUUUUGAUUUGUUUGAAUGUAUGGAAUGUACUUGUUUCUGACAAACUCACGCCUUGUUUUACAGUCAGCUAGAACACUGUUUAGAAAGUGGGCCCUGUCUUUAAGAUAGUAUGCUGCUUGGUUGACUGUGUGCAUAUUAAAAACUUCAGGCAACACAGUGGAUGAAAUGAAAAAAUUGGCGUUGGGUGUUGUGCUGGGCAGGCAAAUGUUGAAACAAAUGUUCAGUUUGGAAAUCUCUCCGUGUCAUUAACUUGGUAAUCAGAUAAAUGUGGGCACCAGUAAAAACUUUCCAUACAAUGUUCACAGCUAGUGACGUCAAAUGGUAUCACAGACAUGGCCAGAUGAAUUUCCUGUUCUGAUACCAAAAGUCGCAGACCCAGUGGGCUGUUUGGGGUGGUUAGGCCUCAAGGUAUGGGUAUGCCUGGUGCCUCAAGUUGUACUUGUUAUGUAACAGAAGGUGCAACUUCUAGUAAUAAGCAGCAACUUGGAAGGUUACUUAAUGCAACAUUAUUUGUCAUUUGUGUGUGCGUGUGUGUGCGAGUGUGUACCUCCAUUCUGGAACUCUAGUGUGUGUGUCUCACCUUCUGUGAAGGUUUAUAGAUCAACUGGAAACUACCUAAAUUAUUUAAUUAAAAAAUUAGUCAGGUGUUAGACAGCAAUAUGUUUAUUGCUCCCUAAUAUGUCAGUUUUCGCUUUUCAAAGUUCUUAAAUUACUUGUAUUAGUGGAAUGUCGUCAGGGUUGUGGACUUAUUUUUUUGAAUGUCUUUGAACCUGUGUCAAAUAUUAUAAAUGAUCUCAUUGUUGAUAUUGACUACAAAAUACUGUAAUAAAUGAAUUUAAGCAUUA
Messenger RNA from Polypterus senegalus (gray bichir), 5477 nucleotides. RefSeq names its product myosin light chain kinase 3-like. The transcript has 16 exons. Gene Ontology annotation, biological process: positive regulation of apoptotic process; protein phosphorylation; intracellular signal transduction. The coding region runs from base 279 to 3089 and encodes 936 amino acids. Lineage: Eukaryota; Metazoa; Chordata; Cladistia; Polypteriformes; Polypteridae. Gene Ontology annotation, molecular function: ATP binding; protein serine/threonine kinase activity. Gene Ontology annotation, cellular component: nucleus; cytoplasm. The record is from RefSeq and is a predicted model, not a curated record.